Botrytis cinerea B05.10 is the source of this 474-nucleotide messenger RNA. RefSeq lists its product as hypothetical. The transcript has a single exon. The record is from RefSeq and is a predicted model, not a curated record. The coding region runs from base 1 to 474 and encodes 157 amino acids. NCBI's taxonomy places the organism in Eukaryota, Fungi, Ascomycota, Leotiomycetes, Helotiales, Sclerotiniaceae.
AUGCCACAGGAUAUAGAUGAAGAUGAAGAACGAAAUGAAGAAAGCGAAGAAGAUCUGGUGGAUGUUGUAGACGUAGUCGUAGAGCCGAUCAAACCAAGCCCCAGCGACGAGGAUGAAGAUCUAGUAGUUGAUGUAGAUGACGAAGGGGUAGAAGAUCUCGUCGAAGUGGUUGUCAGUAAAAGGGCAGUAGAAGUUCUAGCUAUUGACGUAGAGGAUGAAGAAGAGAAUAAAAGGGCAGAAGACCUCAUUAUCGCUAUUGUGGGGGAAGAGCUCGUUGAAGUGGUUCUCGAUGAAGGGGAAGUUGGAAGGGUAGAAACUCUAACCGUUGACGAAGAGGACGAAGAGGGGAGUGAAAGGUUAGAAGAUCUAAGUAUUGGCGUAGAGGAUGAAGUGAUAAUAGAUCUAGUUGUUGAUGUGGUGAGAGGGGAUGUUAUUGAAGUAAUUUUCAAUGUAGGGAGUGUGGAACCUGAAUAA